This is a messenger RNA of Morone saxatilis (striped sea-bass), 1969 nucleotides long. It is a transcript of the gene sgms2a, whose product is annotated as sphingomyelin synthase 2a. The transcript is spliced from 6 exons. Gene Ontology annotation, biological process: sphingomyelin biosynthetic process; ceramide biosynthetic process. NCBI's taxonomy places the organism in Eukaryota, Metazoa, Chordata, Actinopteri, Moronidae. The record is from RefSeq and is a predicted model, not a curated record. Bases 281 to 1354 code for a protein of 357 amino acids. Gene Ontology annotation, cellular component: endoplasmic reticulum membrane; Golgi membrane. Gene Ontology annotation, molecular function: sphingomyelin synthase activity; ceramide cholinephosphotransferase activity.
UAAAGAGGGGAUGCGAGGAGGCAGGAGGCUGAGUACAGAGGCUGGAUGGAUCUGAGAUUAUGCUGGGCCGCGGGGAGGAGCGCUCUCUCAAAAGCGAGGGGCACUGUCGCGUAAUGUAGCAGUCCAGACUGAGCAGAGCAGCGAUCAAACAGGGCGCAGCAUCAGGGAUUCAAGGAACUGCAAGUAGCCUACAGGAACAGGCACUAGGAGGCCCGAGGAAGGCAGCUAAAAAGCCUCAACCCAGGGGAGUGGUGUCUGUGGAUGGACAGUGCAGGCACCAAUGGCAUCACAAGAGCUUGUGGAUGCGAGAGACUCUGUCACUGAUAAUCUGAACCCAGUAAUGGAGGGUGCUGCUGUUCCCAGCAGCGGUAAAACUUGUCCUGUCCACACCCCAAGUGGAGAGGACACAAAGAGGGGCUUUCGGAAAGGCAUAGGGAGGCAUAAUGACUACGUGAAGAUUUCUGUGCCAGAGUCCAAGGUCAAUCGUCUGCCAAUGGAGUGGUGGAAGACAGCAAUCGCCUUCUUUUAUGCUGGGUUUAACUUGGUCCUGACCACAGUCGUCAUCACCAUAGUCCACGAGAGGGUCCCACCCAAAGAAAGCAGCCCACCUCUCCCUGAUAAGUUUUUUGACUAUAUUGACAGGGUCAACUGGGCCUUUACAGUGACAGAGAUCAAUGGCAUGGUGCUGCUGGCAAUUUGGUUGAUCCAGUUGUUCUUCUUCAGAUACAAGUCAAUAGCAAGCAGACGGUUCUUCUUCCUCAUCGGCACCCUAUACUUGUACCGCUGUGUCACUAUGUACAUCACCACCCUUCCUGUACCUGGCAUGCAUAUGACAUGUGCUCCUAAGCUCCACGGAGACUCCCAUGCAAAAAUCCAGCGAAUUCUGCGACUGGUAUCAGGCGGGGGUCUGUCCAUUACAAGCUCUCAUCUCUUGUGUGGAGACUUCCUUUACAGUGGACACACUGUGAUGCUCACUCUCACCUACCUGUUCAUUAAGGAGUACUCGCCACGGUCGUUUUGGUGGUACCAUCUGAUGUGCUGGCUGCUGAGUGCUGUGGGUGUGGUGUGCAUCUUGGUGGCACAUGAACACUACAGUGUGGAUGUGGUCGUGGCCUAUUUCAUCACCUCCCGCCUCUUCUGGUGGUACCACACCAUGGCCAACUUACAGACUCUGAAAUGCUCGCCCAACAACUACCUCACCAACACCUGGUGGAACCCACUGUUCAACUUCCUGGAGAGGAACGUCCAAACCUCGGUGCCAUGCUCUUACAGUUGGCCCAUAACCUGGCCUCCUGCCUGCCUUAAGAACCCCUGCAAGAAGUAUUCCAUGGUACAGAGCACACGAGAGGAGUGACGCAACCCUGAUACCCCCAGCAGCGUUUCCUGAUAAUCCAUUGAAGUGGUAUUCCUCCAUUCAGUCUUGUCUACUGGACAGGACAUAUUGAUACCAAAUGCAUAGCUAUGAGAGAAAUGUUUCCGCAAAAAUGUGCCUAGAAGGAUAAUCAUAUUGUCUCUGUGUGUUCUUCGUCAGUGUAAUUUAUUUAUGAGUUAAGUCCUGCAAAGCCAGUGUUGUUUUUGUAAAUGAUACUUGUGUCAGAUCCUGGUGUAUUUCGUACAUGAACUGACAGUUAGUGGCAACUGACUCACAGAUUUGUUGCUGUAUUUGCAAGACUUGUUUUAGAUUAUUUUAGAUGUGCUACCAUAAGUUUUUCAUACUGUGUGUGUUGACGGGGUUUACCUCAACAUGAUAUCAAUGUGCUCAAGUCACAAGGUGCCUUAGUAUGUUUAACGUCAGUAGGUGUUUCAAAACUGCCAUUACGAGUCUUGGUGUAUUUGUUUUGUUUUUCUAUGAGUUUUUAUUAUGAUAAAUAUUAUUAUUAUUGUUGUUCUUCAAGUAUUAAUUUGAGUAGCCUUGAUUAUGUAUAUCCUAGCUGUAGCCUCAACAUUGUACUAUUGUAUUAAAAUUUAA